Messenger RNA from Polistes canadensis, 1016 nucleotides. RefSeq lists its product as uncharacterized. Gene Ontology annotation, biological process: sensory perception of smell; detection of chemical stimulus involved in sensory perception of smell. The transcript is spliced from 7 exons. Gene Ontology annotation, cellular component: plasma membrane. The record is from RefSeq and is a predicted model, not a curated record. Gene Ontology annotation, molecular function: odorant binding; olfactory receptor activity. NCBI's taxonomy places the organism in Eukaryota, Metazoa, Arthropoda, Insecta, Hymenoptera, Vespidae. The annotation marks the transcript as partial.
AUGAUGUCACAGGAUUUCUAUCACGAAGACAAUUAUAAAGAGUAUUAUAAAGUUUUAAGAUUCUUUAUGCGUAUAUGCGGACUAUGGCCUUAUCAAACGUUACAAGUAAAAUGUUUCUGUUACGUGAUGACUUUAUUCUUAACUGAAGGAGUUCUCAUUGGACAGUUAUCAAAAUUGAUAGAAGUUCGCGAUGACAUGGAAGAAGUUAUUGAUUGUAUACCGAAUAUUCUGAUAUCAUUUUUUUGUGGGGCAGAGUUCUUAGGACUUUUAUUUAAUUCUGAAAAGUUGAAGGAAUGUAUCGAUACAAUUUUUGAUGAUUGGAAAUAUUUGUCUUCAAAAACGGAGAUUGAAUUAUUAAAAUCGUAUACUUUACAAGGAAGAAAAUUAGCCAUUCUUUACUUAAUUUACAUGUCGUUUACUGGUUUCAUGUUCAUUCUGCAACCGAUAAUUACAAUGUUGAGUUCAAGUUUUGAUAACUCAACAAAUAUAUUGGAGACUCUUCCGUAUCACUUGCGUUAUGGCAAUCUCGAUUUCGAAAAACAUUAUUACAAGAUACUUAUUCAUUCUUACAUUUCUAUAAUGUCUCAUAUGCUCAUUUCAGCUUCUAUAAAUUUAAUAUACAUAUCGUUCAUUCAACACGCCUGUGGAAUAUUUGCCGUGAUCGGGUACAAGUUGGAACAUAUUGGCGAAGAUGAAAAUUCAGAAAUCAGUUUAAACGUUAAAAAGAUCGAUGACAAAAAUUAUUGGACGGCUUUAGACUGUUUACGAAAGCACAUUAAAGUUAUAGAAUUUUCCGAGCUCAUAGAUGGAUCAUUUUCGGCUAUGUUUUUAUUCACCUUAGGACUCCACGUGUUAAUUUUAGCUGUUUCCGGUACACAGGUAUUAAUACAUUCUAAUGAAAUAAUCAAAGCUGUGAGAUUCGGUGCUCUUUUUGUAUCUAUAAUUAUCCAACUCUUAUGGCAAUGCUGGCAAGCACAGCUUUUAUUGGAUUAUAGUGAUUUACCUUACAGCAGCGU